Phytophthora infestans T30-4 is the source of this 1386-nucleotide messenger RNA. RefSeq lists its product as uncharacterized. Lineage: Eukaryota; Oomycota; Peronosporomycetes; Peronosporales; Peronosporaceae. Gene Ontology annotation, molecular function: protein binding. The transcript has 3 exons. Bases 1 to 1386 code for a protein of 461 amino acids. The record is from RefSeq and is a predicted model, not a curated record.
AUGCAAGAAUAUUCUCCAAAGUCUCCAGACUGCACUGGUCUACCGGGUAAAGAACCUUUGCGAUUGGAUCAGCAAGUAACCCGCACGAUUGUCGAACAGAACUCGGAUGGCAUCAUACACGUCAAGAACAAGUCGAAUGUCGAUCCACCGGAGCUGUUUGAUCAAGCGUCUCGGCAAGAUGAGGUCAAUGUGCCCAGUAACUCAGCAAGAGAUGCUGACGAGGAGCAUCAUAACGCGGCUCGCAAGAUUCAAUCCCAGUACCGGUGCUUCGUGCGUCGUCAGUUAAUUCGCGACCAACUGCGCUUCGUGGUGGCGAAGAAGCGCCGUCAGACAAGGAGGAAGACGCGCCAGAAGGUCAAGAAAAGCGACGCUGUCGACAUGGCGGCAUCGGUGGCAAGCACGAACGAGACCGAGAGUCCUGUGACUGCAGUAGCGGUGAACGCGGACCUUGUGGAUAAUGUGGAAGUGGAAGAGGUCCAGAAUGUUGCACUGAGCACUGUGGUAAGCGUGGAGAUGACGCCGAUACAUGCACCGCUCUUAAGUGAACCUCAGACUCAGGUAGUGGGAGUUGGAGCCCGCAAAGGCUCGAGCGAGUACGUGUUCGACCUCUUCGAUGAUUCACAGGAAGAGAAUGGAGACAUGCAAGAAGCUACGCUUCAAGAAGAUUAUGAAAAGGACGAGUUCGAUACUACCAGCUCUGAGCUGCCACAAGGUGAGGAGCCUGUUUCGCUUCAGCAACCUACGCUUCUGCCUAGCGAAACCAUCGACGUUGGACAGAGUAGUGACAAGCCGGCAGCCACACCUGGCCAUGUUGAAGCAGCUUCCGAAGUCGAAGCGAUGCAACCACGUUGGGAUCGCUACGUGGACAGCACGACUAGCAAGUCGUUCUACUACAAUCCUGUAACGAACGAGACGCAGUGGACAGCCCCAGUCGAAGAUCGCGACCACUCUGCCAUAAAUUCGUCAGACGUAGCGGCAGCGACGGCAACAGACGCUGUCGUCUCGCCAAGCGGGCAGGCCACGCCCUCACAGGGCACAUGGCAAGGGUACUUGGACGAAGCAUCCGGCCAGCUGUAUUAUUACAAUACCAAGACCGGCGAGUGUUCGUGGGAGCCUCCAAGUAGCGAUUCUUCUGGAGUCGCGGUGUCGCUGCAAUCCGCUGUAACAGCUGAAAGCGCGGCAAUUGGUGUGAGCUCGUGGGUCAUGUACAUUGACCCGGCGAGCCAAGCGCCAUACUACCGGUACGUGAAUGUCGAGACGCUAGCCACGAGCUGGGAGCAGCCCGAUAGCUUUACCGUGGCAGCAGUAGCGGAGCCCAAUGGGACGGCCACUGCAAAUGAAGAUUCCUCGUAUGUCAUUGAUGAUCAUGCUGCCCUAGAGAUCUGA